Haliotis rufescens (red abalone) is the source of this 1251-nucleotide messenger RNA. RefSeq names its product hyphally regulated cell wall protein 1-like. The coding region runs from base 1 to 1251 and encodes 416 amino acids. Lineage: Eukaryota; Metazoa; Mollusca; Gastropoda; Lepetellida; Haliotidae. The transcript is spliced from 5 exons. The record is from RefSeq and is a predicted model, not a curated record.
AUGAACACCUUGUUUUUUACAGACGCUACGGAUGAAGAUAUGAAGAAAUUCGAAAACUCUCUAGCAGAUAUUCUGAAGAAACUGGAUUCCUUGGAAUUAAAGCAAAGAGCACAAGCAUCUUGCUACUGUUUACCACCCGGGGAGUUUAAUCUUAUGAAGAAACAACUUGACAACGCCAGAGCGAUUUACGAAGAAGGCUCAACACACCAUGCCAUGGAGGCUGCCAUAAACAACACACCAAGCGGGUCUAACAACGCAAGAGAGACUGGUACACCAAGCGGGUCUAACAACGCAAGAGAGACUGGUACACCAAGCGGGUCUAACAACGCAAGAGAGACUGGUACACCAAGCGGGUCUAACAACGCAAGAGAGACUGGUACACCGAGCGGGUCUAACAACGCAAGAGAGACUGGUACACCGAGCGGGUCUAACAACGCAAGAGAGACUGACACACCAAGCGGGUCUAACAACGCAAGAGAGACUGACACAGCAAGCGGGUCUAACAACGAAAUAGAGACUGACACAGCAAGCGGGUCUAACAACGCAAGAGAGACUGACACACCAAGAAGGUCUAACAACGCAAGAGAGACUGACACACCAAGAAGGUCUAACAACGCAGGAGAGACUGGUACACCAAGCGGGUCUAACAACGCAAGAGAGACUGGUACACCUAGCGGGUCUAACAACGCAAGAGAGACUGAUACACCAAGAAGGUCUAACAACGCAAGAGAGACUGACACACCAAAAGGGGCUAACAAAACAAGAGAGGGUGACGCACCAAAAAGGUCUAACAACAUUACAGAAAAGACCUGUCUAUCACAUCCGGGUUACUCUUACCUGGAAGACAGUCUAUGCUUCCGGUUCAGCGCAUUCAAAGACGUUCGGAACUGGAAAGCUAGCCGGAAGACUUGUCAGGAAGAUGGGGGCGACCUGAUGACGUUUUACAGGCAAAGGGAAGUUGACGUCAUGGUGAAAUACCUCAACGGUCUUGGCGAGUCGGCGUACGAUUCCGUGUCUCCCAUGUUGAAGGCUUGGGUGGGUAUGAGGCGGGUGGCUGGGAAGUACCAGUGGGUGACGGACAGUACGUUCUCUGGGGGGUGGGGACAAGGGGAGCCGCUGAACUUAAGCGUCUACAAGUGCGUCUCAUUCAUGUACGACGGCAUCGGGGACGGCCUGUGCACGCCACGUCUCCGCUACCUUUGUAGGAUCAGAACCGAUUCAACAUCGCCUACACAAGGCGACGCAAAAUAA